ACCGCUAUCAUGGCUAGUCAAAUACAAUUGAUUUUCCUCCUCGUGAUCGCAGUGUGCAUGGUGCAUAGUACACCUCUUACAGUCGAACAAAACGCUGAUUCUGGGCAAAAUGAAGAAAUAAGAGCGAAUCUUGAUAACGUAAUUGAUGCUCUAUUGCCUUCUGUACGCCAAUUCAUCUUGAGUAAUGGAAUGGAUCCUAUGCAACUCCCCAACGUUUCUACACAUAUUUUCCCACAUUUGACUGGGAAACUCAAGGGAAAUCUUGACCUCAAGAAUGGGUGGAUACAAAAUUUAUCGCUUGUAAAGCGCACUCAACAUGUGACUGCAACAUAUAAGGACAAACGUUUGACGAUAGAUAUGAAUUUGGGAUUUGAAGUUAUGAGCUUUAAUUAUUAUUAUAAUCUGAAGCAUUUACUAUAUAAGAGAAAAGGUGAUAUAUACGGUCGUUUACACGAUCUUGAUGUCCAUGUCGUGACGACGAUCGAUUUAAAUAACUACUACUUACUUCUCGAUUCCAUAAAGUUCUCUAAUGUCUGGAAAUUCGACGUACAAUUCGGGGGUAAUCUUUUGGAUCCUCUUGUGAACGGUUUGACUAAAAUAAUCAUAAAGGUUUUCAAAAACCCCCUAUUAAACGUCAUUGAGAAUCGUGCCAAAUCGAAUUUCGGCGUACAACUUAAUGAUUGGAACACAAAUACUCCACAGUCAGAUCGUAUAGCAAUAAUAUAUAAAUGGCUCGACAUUGCGAAAUCCGAAUUUAAUAAUUAAUUCUUGUUAUUCUAU
This is a messenger RNA of Trachymyrmex cornetzi, 780 nucleotides long. RefSeq lists its product as uncharacterized. NCBI's taxonomy places the organism in Eukaryota, Metazoa, Arthropoda, Insecta, Hymenoptera, Formicidae. The record is from RefSeq and is a predicted model, not a curated record. The coding region runs from base 10 to 765 and encodes 251 amino acids. The transcript is spliced from 5 exons.